AUGAAUCGAGUAAUAUCAGCAAAAAAAUUAACAAAAAAGGAUACAAACUCCCGUCAAACUUCUAUUCAAGUGGCCUUAAAUUUUCUUGAAACACAAAAAAAAACUAGUUCAGCUCCACCCUUAAGUGUUUGUCAAGUUGCUUCAAAUUAUGGAGUAGCUGAACAAACACUAUGUGAUGCUAUAGCCAAAGGUUUAUUUCUUCUCCAAAACCAAACUCAUAAACAUAAUACAAGAAUUAAUAGACUUACACAGCUUGAAAAUAAAAAUAAAAAUUUGCGUGAAUAUAUUCAACAAUUAGAGCAUCCUGGGACAACUUCUUUGGCUUUGAUUAUGAACUAUCCACAACCACAGCAACAACCUGCUGAGAAAAAACCCCAAGCCUGA
Dentiscutata erythropus is the source of this 384-nucleotide messenger RNA. Lineage: Eukaryota; Fungi; Glomeromycota; Glomeromycetes; Diversisporales; Gigasporaceae. The record is from the annotation of a GenBank genome assembly.